Messenger RNA from Pseudo-nitzschia multistriata, 2885 nucleotides. Lineage: Eukaryota; Bacillariophyta; Bacillariophyceae; Bacillariales; Bacillariaceae. The record is from the annotation of a GenBank genome assembly.
CCGAAACAAUUYGCGGAGUAACAAAAGAAAAGCASUCGACUGAUUGGAUAGUGCUAGAGUGAGGAUGGUUCAAUUGUGUCGAAACAGCAGCCGAAGAGCACCGCAUUCGCGCAUUUUUUUCAUGCUUGCCCAUGCCUUCUUAUCAACAAUGAUGACAAAGCAUGUUGCAAAUGGAUUGACAAACGGCAACAUCGUACGGAUCGGUCCGCUCCUCUCGACGUGUGUCGAUGCGUGUCAGAGAGGGUGUGUCGAAAUCAGAAAAGUCCAGGCGGCAAGAGAAUCCAGCGGCAACAAGGAGCUCGAGGGGGUCGUCCUAAAAGACGUCCAAGACCCACGAUCGGCGCUCACCGAAGCCGACAAAGCAGCCCACGCUGCAAUCGUCGGAUCGCUUAGAGCGGAAUGGRKAAACUCGGAUGCCGGGGAGGAUUGUCUUUCCGUUGUCGGUGAAGAAGACGACGASGAAGAACUGACGAAAUCACUGGAAGACACGGUCUUUGAGCCCCUCGACCGUGAUCUKUUUUCGGAAGAGAUCCCCGACGACAUCGGCCCCGAAAUCGAGGCGGGCAGYAUCACUAUCUUCGUCGAUCCACUCGAUGGCACAAGAGAAUUCGUGGAAGGGAGGUUGGAGAACUGCCAGGUCCUUGUCGGGAUAGCCAUUGACGGCGAAGCUGUCGCRGGAGCMGUGGGAAUYCCAUUUCCGGACGGAACACUGGAGAAGGAUUCCACCGUAAUUUAUGGAUUGGAUGGCUUGGGAACCGGUGUGAUUGGCACCACACUGACAAGGGGACCCUUCCCUCUGAAAAAGUACAGCGACGGAGAAAAGUACCCGAAACCCCACCACGCGACGGGGGAUUCCACUGCGGAAGUGAUGGAAGCCUGCCGGAGGGGAGCCAUCGACGGCCUCGAGGGGUCCAUCGUAACGUACGGUGGUGCCGGCAACAAAAUUCUUGGAGCGGCCCUGGGAGAGGUGGCGUGUAGCAUUCAGCACAAGAUUGGCGGGGCCUGGGAUUUGUGUGCACCCGAGGCAAUCCUGAAGGCAAUGGGAGGAAGGAUGACGGACUUGUUUGGCGACGAAAUCGCAAUCUACCACCCCGACGCUCCCUCGCACUGCAACCAGAGAGGAUACAUUGCUACUCCACCGGGCUCGGGGGACAAUUUCCACGCUGCAUUGGCUGCGAAAAUGCUUUCCCURCCCGAGGUUCAAAAGUAUCAGAAGGAAGUUGAAGGGAUGUAGUAGGUAUUCGAUGGUAAUGUGUUGAAGAAGAAGAUAUUGGCUAACAAAAACCAAAUAUUGCCUCUCACUACGAGUAGUGACUUUACCAUUCUCAAGGGAAAUAGAGGCAAACUUCUCCAGUAGCACGGGUGCGUUUGUAUUUUGCAGGCUCUGUGCUUUCAACCGAGACGUUGAUGCCUACAAUAUGGAAAAAAUGAUGCAUAGUUCGAAGAAACAAACAAUUCGAAGCUCAYGAUGAACGUUUGAAAUAAGCACGAAUUAUUCGUAGUUUAAAGUUUAAUGGUACACGGCAAAUAUUGUUUAUGAGCCAAACCUAAUCGAAUCUCGUUUUUAGGAAUAUUAUUGUUCCCUCUACUGAUGCCUAGCAAUGCACAGUAUUUAUAAUGUCAAGGAUACCUCGCUGUUGGUGAUGUCAUUGCUCCCCCUGUCAAUGGCCGAAAAUUCCACAUCCCCGUAUUCUCCACGCUUCUUGGUGUUGCCCGUCUUUUCGCUCGCAUAUCCGCCCCUCACGGUAUACAGGAUCAUAACCGAAGCAAAAAUCCCGGAAAGAAGCGACAGAACRACUGCCAGCGGUGGCGAAUCCUCGGUUGCUUUGCCACCGCUUCCAAUAGUCACGGUGCUACCGCUGGUAUCGGAACCAAAUUCGUCCAUGCCGAAGGUCUGGGUCACAUCGCGACAGAGUGUUGUAAGCUUCCAGCAGUCAUCCUUGGAAUCGAAUGAUUCGUUCCCGAGAAUCGAUUCCAGGCAUUCCACAUAGUUCCAGCCCCAUCCGUCGUUGUCCAGCUGCCCAUCCUCGCUUUUGUCGAAACGGAUCGAUGCGCAAGAUUCCCUGCAGGCGGCAACGGAAUUUGCUGUGGUAGAUGGUUUUGACGGAAAUACUAUCUUUGCGCAGCUCUCUCCGCUGYCUCUCCAGAGAUUGCACGCCGCCUCGCASGCUCCGACAUAAUUCUUCUCGGUUCGGAUGGUCACGGKUUCCGAGCACAUCUGAUCGUCUGCAUUGUUUCGACAAUCCGAAGCCGGCCCAAUACCUACCCGGAAUUUCAUUUUGUCUUGAAGAAUAUAAUGGGAGUCAUCRUGGGGUCCUACAAACCGUAGGUCGUUUUCGAGCGAAAUAGUGACCGUAACAUCUUUUGACAUUCCGGGCUCGAGCCAAACCUUCUCGUACGCCCUAAGACGCUURUAUUCUGGUGUCGUCGACCGCGAUUCAUCGAAGGUAAAAAACAACACUGUUUCUGCCCCCGGCAGGUCACCUGAAUUGGUUACCCGCACGGUCACACUCAGCCGCUCGUCGACAGCGCCUUUCCCCUUGUUUUCGUUGCCUCCAUCGUGCCAAUGUUGUUGCAGAGUCGUGGUGCUGAGUUGGAUGGUUUUGUCGUAUUCGAAUCGCGAGUAACUCAAUCCGUGCCCGAACGGCCAUUGGACCUCGCAYGGGACGUUGUUCCAGUGGGGAAGGGUGCCACCGGUAUCUUCCGUGCACAUGUCACUGACUUCGCGCAGGUAGGGAAUGCCACCCAGGUCUUGGUGCUUUGGAUACGUGAGCGGCAAUCUGGCAUCCGGGUUGGCUCGUCCCGUAAAGAAAUCGGCAAUCGCGUUCCCAGCAAAUGGACCGGGCAAAAAGCCGAGGACCACUGCGUCCACCAACGGAACCUGU